AUGUAUCCAAACAAAAUCCAAACUCCCAAAAUAGGUAUAAAGGGUCACAUUUCUGACCUGUGUGUUUGUUUUUAUGUCUUUCAGGUGACAGAGAACAUCAUCUCAAAACAAACCUUCAUGGAAGCGAGAACCAUGCCUCGCUCUUUCAACAACUCGGGGUCAAAGUUCAUGACCUCGGUGGUCCAGAGGCCGUCCGCCCACUUGACCCUCAGAGACACCAGCUCUCAAGGGUUCCCUCCCAUCCCAAUCCCUACGCCGGGUCUCCACCAGUCCUGUCGUCACGUGGUCCGCUCAUGGGCCAAUCAGAGCUUUGGAGCUCACCUGCACAACAUGACCCUGUCCAAUGGGAAGCUGCGAGUGCCUCAGGAUGGGCGGUACUACCUGUACUCACAGGUGUAUUUUCGUUACCCGUCCCCAGCAGCCAGUGAUGGAGACCAGCGCAGCGUCAGCCACCAACUGGUGCAAUGUGUCUACAAGAAAACCUCCUACCCGAGCCCCAUACAGCUCCUGAAGGGGGUGGGCACCAAAUGCUGGGCUCCAGACGCAGAGUACGCCCUCCACUCCGUCUACCAGGGAGGACUGUUUGAACUUCGGGCCGGCGACGAACUCUUCGUCUCCGUCUCUUCGCCGACGAUGGUCAACGCAGACGAUUCCUCCAGCUACUUUGGUGCCUUUCGCCUGGACCUUUGA
Molecule: messenger RNA, 690 nt
Organism: Scomber scombrus (Atlantic mackerel)
Lineage: Eukaryota; Metazoa; Chordata; Actinopteri; Scombriformes; Scombridae
Product: tumor necrosis factor ligand superfamily member 10-like
Exons: 6
Coding region: 1-690 (229 amino acids)
Biological process (GO): immune response
Cellular component (GO): membrane
Molecular function (GO): tumor necrosis factor receptor binding
Source: RefSeq, a predicted model, not a curated record